AUGAGCACGCAGCGGCAGGGGCCAUUCCCAGCCGCUUCCAAAGGCGAUGGCCAGUCCUCUGCUGGCACCUGCCUCCAUGCAUCCGGAUCCACGCAGCCCCUGCUGCUCUCGGCAGGGAGAGGGGGUGUUCGGCCGGGCAGGACCUGCUUGCACUGGGCCUGUAAGAGGAACCAUGCUCAAGUGGUCUCCUGCCUGCUGGAUGCUGGUGCGGAUAAGCAGAUCCUCACCGCUAAAGGAGAGCUGGCUGCACAGUUAACUUCAAAACCAGACAUCCGGAAGAUUUUGGGAGCGGAAGAAACUGAAUGUCAAGGAGUGAAAGAUUUAAAUUUGCCAAUUGUUGCAAGCUACUUGGCCAACCCACCGUUCCCGUACGUUUACACUGAAGAAAGCAUUCCAGGCAGCUUGGCCGAAUCCCAGAAUGAAAGUGCUUCCAUCUCUUCUGCUUCCCAGUGUGAGACUAGUCCUUGUUCAUCAGCAACUCAGCUUGAAAGCGUAUGCACACCCACAUCGUGCAACAGCGAAGAUGAUUUUCCUGCACUAGACGCUGCAGGACAGCUGCCUGCCCCGUCAGCAACUGUCGCAGCACCAAAAUGCAUCACGCCUGACGUAGCCAACGGCCCCGUUUGCCGGCCGGCCUUGCCUCGCAGCAGAGGUCUGUUCUCUCCGGUAGCAUCCAAGCAGGCUGUACCUCUGCCAACCGACAGUUCGCCUACUGGUACCGCACCAACGUUUCAGCCCUUUUUCUUUACUGGAACUUUCCCAUAUAACAUGCAAGAACUUGUGCUUAAGGUGAGAGUCCAGAACCUCAGAGACAAUGACUUCAUUGAAAUUGAACUGGACAGGCAGGAACUGACCUAUCAAGAUCUGCUCAGAGUGAGCUGCUGUGAACUGGGCGUUAAUCCAGAACAAGUAGAGAAGAUCAGAAAAUUACCUAAUACACUAGUACGAAAGGACAAGGAUGUUGCCAGACUUCAGGACUUCCAAGAGCUGGAGUUGGUGCUUGUGAAAACCGACAGCUCUCCCUUCAGACAUGCUGCAUCGACUUUGACCGAGAGACCAUGCUACAACAGCAGAGCAUCAAAGCUGACCUACUGACUCUUCUAGAUGCCUCUAGAGUAUGAAAACCUGGUAACUAUAUGCUGCUGCCUUUUGAAGGCAGUGAAUUAAGCAUGUGUAAAACCUUAAGUUAUUGUUAGGGUUACUAUUUUAACUAAUAGUUUAUCUUUUAUAUUUAAUAUCCCCUUUGCUUUUAUUUUUUUACUCGAUACUGUAUUCAGAUAAGGGAUACCUCAUUUGUCUACUAAAAUCACAUGCUUCCAAUGUAUUUCAGUGACCUUUAUGGGUUGUAUUUGGCAACAGAGGGCAGGAAAGACUUAAUUAUUGAUAUGAAAAGUACAUUGAUUACGCCUACUUUUUGACCAAAUAAGAGUCUUGGAAGAGAGAUUCAGGAAAUUGUGUGCGUGUGUGUGUGUGUAUAUAUAUAUAUAUAUUUUAAACUUCCUGAUUAAGUUAAACAUCAGAGGGUAUUCGGCAUACAACGAACAGUCACGCUUUAAAAAUGUAAAACUUGCAAGUCCUUCACCUCUUGCCCCUUCACGAAGACUCACCAAGAUGCAUUGUCUUGCCUGCUGGGGACAGAAAUAUUUCAUGCUCUGAAGUGACAGGAGAAAAAUGUUCACUGGGCUGAAAGUGACUGCGGACUAAGAGCGUCCACAUUUAAAUGUUUGUUUCUUUCCUAUAUGAGAAUACUGUAACUUAAGUGAUGGCAUCCCUCCACCGCCACAAAAAAAAAAUAAAGGGAAGCCUCUUAAUUAAGGAGCAGUUAAGUCACAAAGCAAGUUAAAGUGCCCAUUCAAAGGAAAGCCCUUAUGUUUCAGGAGCUCAGGAGGGGAUCACAAAUCCGUGUCCAUGGUUUUACGCAUUUUUUUUCCCCAACGACGUGAGGAGACUACGCAUUACUCACCAGAAGUCAGUACUGUUAAGUCAAGCGACUUCUUUAUGGCCCACCCUCACCCACCAGUUACAGGGCAGGGUGUGUGGUUAGUUUCUGCUUGCGUGAGGCGCAGGAGAAGCACAACAGUAUACUCUUGAGGUAUCACAAGCCUGAGGGAGCAUACCACGCUCUUGAUGAGCCGUGCUAAACUGGUAACACACACCAUUAGCAAAUAACUAACCUGUCACUUCACACGUUGCACAGUCUACUAUCACUUUGAGAGUGUCCAAAGCUUUAGCCAGAUGAGUACCGCAAGGGCUGAACGCCUCCAGGUGCUUUCAACUGAAUUUUUUUUUGGGGAAAAAAACCCCAACAGACUGUGGUUAAGCUACAGACUGCUUAACUUGUCUUUAAGCAAGUCAGUGAUGAAAACAUCCAUCUGGGGUUUUACGAAUGGCAAAAGUCAUCAUUAAAACACACCUUGGAGUCACUCCAUCUCACGCCGAACAAAGUAUUUUAAGUCGCAGCGUUGCUGCAGUAUUAACACCCUGGAGCUUUUCCUGUUCCCGGGGUAGUUUGCAAAGUUAUACCGUAGGAGUUUUUUUUGUUUUGUUUUGUUCCAAAAACCUGACCUGGGUACUGGGGUGGGUGCAGGGGUGAGGGAGUUGUUUCUGGACAUGAGCUGCUCCCCCCCCGCCAACAGCAUUGAUUUCCCUUCCAUCUCUCCUUCAUUAAGCGGCAUUAGAGCGGAGUUGAUGCACAGCUGAUGCAGUGUUUGUUGUUGUCGAUCUGGAUCCUCACGUUGACAUUCAGACCAUAAAGAGUACAAUCAACAUGUCUGGUAGGAGCAGCAUGGCUGCCACCCGGUCUUAGCUUCCCACAGCACAGCUGCUUUAUCCCUGGAGUGGCUCCUCCACGCGAGGUCACUAACAGCAUGCGUGUCAGAAGAAUAUAGAAACCCCUUCUGCCAGCAGAAGAGACGCUUGACUCUCGGUUCAGGAUUUCACCAAGUUACUCUAGGCUUAAAAUUCUUGCUUAGCGCAUUCAGAGUAAUUAUCAUCCUUUCCCACUUGCUCUAUAUCCAUCUUAUCACUUAAACUCUGCUAACGCCCCGUUCUCAAUCCCGGCCCCUCUCUCUCCAGGAGCUGAGCUACUGCGACACAGUAUGAAGUAAAAUUUCCUAACUAUGGCUCCUCGCUUUGUUUUUCUUGUAGGCCAGGAAAGGAGUUUUUAUUUUAACAAUUGCGUAUUUAUCUUUUCGGCAUAGCUUGGAGGCUAGUUCAGAUUAUGUGCAAUAACUGUUUGAAAAACAGUAGUAGUUGAAUGACUCAAAAUUAAGAGUAUCUGAUUUCUUUUCGGUUCCUUUGUUUAGGAAAUCAGUGUAAAGACUGCGUCCAUUAAUUACCAAACAUUCAGCUAUAGGAGCAGCUGGUUUAAAAAAAGCUUUAUUUGCUCUAGUUUCCACAAAGAAUAACUGUUAAUGUGAUAAGACUAAAAGUUUAAUCAUUAUCUGACUGUAAUAACAGUAAGUCUAUGCAUUCAGAGAAAUAUUUUUGUAUGUUUUAUGCAGUUUGAUAAACUCUAAGGCACACUAGUUAUGUUGGUUUUUUGUGGGUUUUUUUUUUUUUGGAACAAUAAACUGUUGGUAUGACAACUGAAACUAAGUUUACAAAACUUACUGUUCUUCCAAGGACAACUUUUGUUUGCACUACAAACUUGUACUAUACUGACAUUGCUACUCUUCACUUAUAUUAAAGUAUAUCAGUUGUUUCAA
This is a messenger RNA of Pygoscelis adeliae (Adelie penguin), 3707 nucleotides long. Its product is annotated as ankyrin repeat domain-containing protein 40-like. The coding region runs from base 1 to 1095 and encodes 364 amino acids. Lineage: Eukaryota; Metazoa; Chordata; Aves; Sphenisciformes; Spheniscidae. Gene Ontology annotation, molecular function: protein binding. The transcript is spliced from 6 exons. The record is from RefSeq and is a predicted model, not a curated record.